CUAGUCAGUUUUUGAUUUUACAAUGCGUCUACUAAUAUUUCUGACAGUAUUAAUAAAUUUUUCAAGUUGUUUGAAUAUUUUGUUCUAUUACGCUGUAAUCGGUCCAUCACAUAUUGCAUAUUUGAGAAAUACAAUUGGAAAACUUUUGGCAAGAGGUCACAAUGUGGAUGUUGUUUUUGCGGUGUAUAAUGAACUUGCAAACUUGGAUUUAUUUCCGGAUGUUCGGCGAAUUUAUUACAAUAGACAUGCUGAUCCUGAUUAUUGGAAAAAGAAUGCAAAUCAUUUUUCCAACAUGUUUGAGAAAUCUCCUACUCCGCUUGGAGAAUUUGAAAUAUUCCACGAAUCUGGCUAUCAGUUGUGUAAAAUUGCAAUUAACGAUUUGAAGCUGAUUGAAUUUUUGAAAUCUGGCAAAUAUGAUAUCGGAUUCAGUAGUGACUAUGAUCCUUGUGGAAAUAUUCUGAUGACAGCUGCUGGAAUUCCGUCAAUUGGAAGUUUAAUUGCGACUCCGAUAUUUUUGCCACACAUUGUUAGCGCUGGACUUCCAACAGUGGCAAGUGUUUAUGGAACUUCCCUUUACCCCGAACAUGACAGCUCGUUGUAUGACAAAAUUUUUAAUUUAAUUCGGCUCACAUACUAUCACUAUGCCAUAUCGCCAGAUAUGGAUAGGAAAUAUAAUAAUCUCAUAACAAAACGAUUUGGGAACAAUUUUCCUGAUGUUGGAACAAUUGAACGAGGAAUUGACAUUAUUUUUGUAAACAGUCAUGAUUUCCUUGAACAACAGCGCCCAAUGAGCCCAAAAAUCAAAUAUAUUGGAGGAAUGGCGAUUCGUAAAGCGAAACAACUACCCGAUGAAUUCGAGAAAAUACUAUCGGUUCCUAAAUCAGCAUAUGUACUAUUCUCAUUUGGAACCCAAGUUCCUACAGCAAAAAUGCCGCUCCCAAUAAGAAGAAACUUUGUGGGAGCAUUCAAAAAGUUUCCAAAUGUGACAUUUCUUUGGAAGUAUGAUAGUUUGGAAUUGGAUGCAGAUAUUUUCCAAGGAGUUGAGAAUAUACACCGACUCGAGUGGUUGCCACAAACCGAACUUCUCCAUGAUAAUCGUGUUAAACUAUUCAUCAGUCAUAUGGGCUUAAAUUCGUACCUGGAGACUGCAACCGCAGGAGUUCCUGUUCUGUCAAUCCCACUUUUUGCCGAUCAACAAAAUAAUGCACAGAAUACAAGAGAUCGUGGAAUGGGUCUCUUACUUGAUCGAGACAAAUUGACAACCAAAAACAUUGAAUCCGCUUUGCACGAACUUCUUGAAAACCCGAAAUACCUUUCAAAUGCGAGAUCGAUUUCAAAGAUGAUUCUGGAGAAACCGGAUAAGGCGAACGACACAUUUAUUCAUUGGUUGGAGUUUACAGCGAGAAAUCCUGGUCUGGGAAGAGUGCUGAAACUACCCGGAGCUGAGCUGAGCCCGUUUUAUUAUUACUGCGGAGAUAUUUUAUUGCUGGUUUUUUGUAUACUUUUUAUUAUUCUUCACACUGUUCUGAGAACAAUCAAUUUACCAUCUAGAAAGAUCAAGAGUGAAUGAAGAAUUUUU
Molecule: messenger RNA, 1579 nt
Organism: Caenorhabditis elegans
Lineage: Eukaryota; Metazoa; Nematoda; Chromadorea; Rhabditida; Rhabditidae
Gene: ugt-53
Product: glucuronosyltransferase
Exons: 8
Coding region: 23-1570 (515 amino acids)
Cellular component (GO): membrane
Molecular function (GO): UDP-glycosyltransferase activity; glucuronosyltransferase activity
Source: RefSeq, marked reviewed